AUGUCGUCAGCUGACUUGUUUAAAAAGUUUACGCUACAGAAUGUUGCCCAAAUAGCGAACAGCAGCCAUAAAGAGCAAAUGCAGGUGAGGCACGAUUUGGCAGAGCAGUAUCCGCAGCUGGCAGACUUUUGGGAAGACAUUAUGCCCCGGAAGUCGGAUAUCAUGCUGGUACGUUGUCAUGACCAGGUCCACUGCGUCACACUAGUCAGUGCACAACCGGAGGUUCUUUUUUUUAACCACCACAAUGGGCCUUACAUCCCGCACCUGAAACUUCUUCACAAGUACCCAUUUAUUCUUCAGCGUCACCAAGUGGAUGUUGGGGCCUGUAAACAUGUUCUCUCCGGGGCUAACAUCAUGUGCCCGGGGCUUACAUCCAAAGGCGGUUACAUCACGCCAGAAAUACCAGCCGGCCAGUUGGUGGCUGUGUACGUUGAAACAAAAGAACAUGCAGUGGCGAUAGGAAAGACACUAAUGUCUUCCGAAGAAAUUAAGAAGGUGAAUAGCGGCCCAUGCAUUGAAAACAUACACCACGUGGGAGAUGGCCUUUGGAUGAACCGUGUUUUGAGUGCCUCGCACAUUGGGGCCCGGUGA
Messenger RNA from Trypanosoma cruzi, 591 nucleotides. RefSeq lists its product as uncharacterized. The record is from RefSeq and is a predicted model, not a curated record. Gene Ontology annotation, biological process: formation of translation preinitiation complex. Gene Ontology annotation, molecular function: RNA binding. NCBI's taxonomy places the organism in Eukaryota, Euglenozoa, Kinetoplastea, Trypanosomatida, Trypanosomatidae. The transcript has a single exon. Bases 1 to 591 code for a protein of 196 amino acids.